UUGAAAUGUUUCACGACCUAGCACGUUUUGAAAAAAUCUGAUUUGGCGCGCUUUUAAAAUUCAAAUGCGCUUAUGAGCAGCAGGUACGCCGUUCAAUCGAGGAAUGCUAAUGAACAUUGGUUUCAACGAAGCUCAGUUGCAGGAAACAUUUCAAUGUUUCAUCUUUCACGAUGUCGAUUUCCUAUACCGGAAGACGACAGCAAUCCCUACACCUGUCCGGAAGACGGAAGGCCUCGUCAAAUGUCAUUUUCCAUCGAUUACUGGGACAAUUACAAGCCGACACCUAGAAACCAUUUCGGAGGUGUGUCCGCAUUAUCUACAGCUGAUUUCCAAAGAAUCAACGGCUAUUCAAAUUAUUUCUGGGGUUGGGGCGGAGAAGAUGAUCAGCUGAAUCAGCGUGUCAAAUUCAAUAAUCUGACGGUUGUGAGGGCCUUCGACGAGCAGCCGUUGCUGGUCCAUAAAGCCCGCUACAAGACGCAGUCCCACCAAAAGGCCCAGCUCAAUCCAGACCGGAAACAGGUUCUCGCUGAAGGCAACAUCCGGUUCAAAACCGACGGGCUCUUCGAUCUGAAAUAUCAGCGACUCAAUUUUCAAUUCAAACCUCUUUACUCUCACAUUCUCGUGGAUAUCCAGCCACGCCCAAUCAACUCUUAAAUUUUCGUAUAACGUUGGGAGAUCCUUGGGU
This is a messenger RNA of Daphnia pulicaria, 685 nucleotides long. RefSeq names its product beta-1,4-N-acetylgalactosaminyltransferase bre-4-like. Gene Ontology annotation, molecular function: N-acetyl-beta-glucosaminyl-derivative 4-beta-N-acetylgalactosaminyltransferase activity. The record is from RefSeq and is a predicted model, not a curated record. NCBI's taxonomy places the organism in Eukaryota, Metazoa, Arthropoda, Branchiopoda, Diplostraca, Daphniidae. The transcript is spliced from 2 exons. Gene Ontology annotation, biological process: glycosphingolipid biosynthetic process; carbohydrate metabolic process. Bases 73 to 654 code for a protein of 193 amino acids.